Molecule: messenger RNA, 3264 nt
Organism: Epinephelus fuscoguttatus (brown-marbled grouper)
Lineage: Eukaryota; Metazoa; Chordata; Actinopteri; Perciformes; Serranidae
Exons: 3
Coding region: 482-1981 (499 amino acids)
Biological process (GO): cell adhesion; bicellular tight junction assembly
Cellular component (GO): plasma membrane; bicellular tight junction
Molecular function (GO): structural molecule activity
Source: RefSeq, a predicted model, not a curated record
ACGAGCACCAACACACCCAGGUGGUAAACGAGGCCAAUGCCCAGGACUUGCCUGAUUGGCUUGGUUUGACGAGUGAUGUCACCUCGCAGGAGGGCCUGACCACUUAGUAAUAAAACGAUACACAGAUAAGGGUCAUCGACUGCUUAAGAGCAGCAGAACACUGGAAAACAACGUCUGAGCGGACACGUACACACGGCAGAGAGGAGGAAACACACUGACAAGUCAACACUUCUGGAAUCAGCAGCAGGUGUGGGAGCUACAGUUUGAGGAGGAGGCGUACUUGGGGGAAAGAGGAGCUGGCAAAGAGGAGGCUUAAGGGCAAAAUCCAGAAGGCCAUUAGACUUUUGCUGGGCAGUAAAAGGGGGAAAGGGAAGGAAAGAGCACAGCGCAAGAGAGAAGUCAGUAAAAGGGAACCAAGAGGAGUGGAAAGACAAACAAAGGAACUUUUGGGGCGAAGAGUGGACGCCUGUCUGAGUGCACGAUGGUGUCUCUGGAACUUGAACUUGUCGGCGUCAUUCUGUCAGUGCUCGGUUUGCUGCUGAGUGUGACCAGCUGUGCCUUGCCAAUGUGGAGGGUGUCCGCUUUCAUUGGCUCCAACAUCGUCACAGCUCAGGUGUACUGGGAGGGCCUGUGGAUGAACUGUGUGUUCCAGAGCACGGGGCAGAUGCAGUGUAAGGUCUACGACUCCAUGUUGGCUUUACCUCAGGACCUACAGGCCGCCAGGGCGCUCACCGUCGUCUCCAUCAUCGUGGCGGUGGUGGCUCUCCUCAUCUCUACAGUAGGAGCAAAGUGCACCAACUGCAUUGAGGAAGAAGGGGUUAAAGCCAAGGUGAUGAUUGCCUCGGGUGCCUUGUUCAUCACAGCAGCUCUGACCCAGCUAGUGCCUGUCUCCUGGUCAGCACACACCAUCGUGUAUGAGUUCUACAGCCCAAUCAUCCCCUCGGCUCAGAAGAUGGAAAUCGGUGCAGCGCUGUAUCUGGGCUGGGCUGCUGCGGCUCUGCUGCUGAUUGGAGGAUCCAUCCUCUGUUGCAGUUGCCCACCACAGGAUGAGAAACCACUGAGGUACAGCGUGCACCCCCAGAGCCGUGUAGCAUACUCCACCGCAGCGAGGUCAAACGCCCCAAGCUCCUACAACAGAAGGGACUACGUGAGAGCAGCCAUCGCACCAGCAACCAACCCCCACCACCUACAGCCACACCCUCUGAACAUCCCAUCCUCCGUCACCCACCCUGCCUCCAGCUCCCCUCCUCCACUAACUGUGAACAGUUUUGCUGGAAAAUCCGUGGACUCACCAUUUAAGUUUUGUUCUGUCAUCAGACAAAGAGUCAACAUGUCGAUGGGUAUGGAGAUUGUGGGCAUUGCCCUUGGAGUCAUUGGUUUUAUCAUUGCAAUAGUAACAUGCGCCCUGCCAAUGUGGAAGGUGUCAGCCUUCGUUGGAGCCAACAUCAUCACAGCUCAGACCAUCUGGGAGGGUUUAUGGAUGAACUGUGUCACCCAGAGCACGGGCCAGAUGCAAUGCAAGGUCUACGACUCGCUGCUGGCUUUGCCUCAGGAGCUACAGGCCUCCAGAGCCAUGAUGAUCAUCGCCAUCAUACUCGGAGUGCUGGGGGUUAUGAUCUCCAUUGUCGGCGCCAAGUGCACCAACUGCAUUGAUGAGGAGACAGCCAAAGCCAAAGUGAUGAUCAUCGCUGGAAUCUUCUUCCUCCUCGGUGGCCUUUUGGUUCUCAUUCCUGUGUCUUGGACGGCCAGCGUCAUCAUCAGGGAUUUCUACAACCCCAUCCUGACCGCCGCACAGAGGAGGGAGCUGGGAGCAGCUCUCUACAUCGGCUGGGCAGGAGCUGCCCUGCUUCUGAUUGGUGGGGCGAUGCUGUGCAGCAGCUGCCCGCCAAAAGAGAAGAAGUACAAGCCGCCCCGGAUGGCCUACUCUGCCCCACGCAGCACCAGUGCAGGUGCAGGAUACGACAGGAAAGACUAUGUUUGAACAGAAGUCUCCGACAGAGUGAUUUGGAAUGUAGGAUGAAAUGAAAAUGUUUGUUGCACAUUUGUGUUUCUGUGUGUCUGUGUUGUAUUUUGCUAUCUGAAACCACAGGGUGAAUCCCACAAAAAGACUCCGAGAUGAAGAUGUUCGUACAAAUAUUGAUCUCUCUGCUUUGCUUUUAGCCGGCAUGUUCAUUUGCAUUAUCAUAAUGUCUUUACUCUGCUAUAAUCCAGCAGGUGUGUCUUGUUAAAAAAGGUUCCUAUUUUCAUUAUAUGAACAUUAGAGCCUGUUUUCCUGUAAAACAUAACUUUUUUUUUUUUUUUUUUUUUUAAAUGCUAUAAGGACAUGUUGUAUUUAUACCCAAACUAUGUCUAUGGCAUUAUGUGAAUCUGAAAACACCUGCUUCUUUUGUGUCGCUCUACCAUUAGCUGUUGGCGUGCUGGUGUUGUGUUUCACUGAAACUUUCAGAGAAAAUACUGUGUGUCACUGACAAUGACAAGGAAAAGCCAGCUCUCAUUUUACAUGGAUUUGGUUGUGUGAUUGUUCCGUAUGUGUGUGUGUGUGUGUGUGUGUGUGUGUGUGUGUGUGUGUGUGUUUUGCAUGUAAUAUUUGCUUAGGAGAGUUUCUGCUGAGACUGAAACUAAAGAUGGCUCCAUGAUACGGCCCCAGGAAACAACUCUAUCUUCCUCACAGUUUAACUGUUUGAGGACAUAUAAAAGACUGUUUCGGUUGCCACCCACACCAUAUGUGUGAGCUUAUUUUAUAUUUAUGUAAUAAAGUGUAUUUGUAAUGUAUUCUAACACCAUAUAUUCCACUGUGUGUCUGUGUUUUAAAUAGAUUUGUAUUGUGUUUUUUAGUUUUUGGAUCUUAGAUUUGUAUCUUAUAUCUAUCAUAAGCAACAGCAUGUAUGGUCCUCUGUAUAUCAAACAAAGAGUCAAAGGACAUUUUCAGUGUGUGUGUGUGUGUGUGUGUGUGUGUGUGUGUGUGUGAGAGAGAGAGAGAGAGACAGCCUGAGGGAACAUGACUACAGCUGUUCUAGGAUGUUUGUUUCCACAUCAGCAGGAUGUGUUUUGUGUGUACAAAUGAAACAUUUUAUAAAUUUAUCUUCACCUCAUUUUAAUAAGAUUUUGUGUUUGAGAUGUAACAAAUUUUAUUUUUACUUAAGUGUCGUUCAAACAUUGUUAAAAGAGAUGAUUUCUGACAUGCAAUGCUUUGUUAAAUGUUUUGCAGCAAUGCUUGAAUUUAUAAUGUGCUGAAGAUUUCAAUAAAAGUCACAUAAAGAAUGA